AUUUUGCUGGUUCCGCAUUUCGGGUCGGCAAGGUGGGGGAGGCGAGAGCAGCAACUGGCACUGGCUCGACCCUCGGUUCAGAGUUCCGGCGCCCGGUGCUUCUGCUGGCCGCGAGCUGAGGACUGUCCGCUUCCUCGUGGUUCCCGCGCGGGCUCCGAAUCCAGACCGCGGCGGGGGCCAGCGGCCCCUCCCCUCCGAGGAUAGAAGAUGAGCUUCCUCUUCAGCAGCCGCUCUUCUAAAACAUUCAAACCAAAGAAGAAUAUCCCUGAGGGCUCUCAUCAGUAUGAACUCUUAAAACAUGCAGAGGCAACUCUAGGAAGUGGGAAUCUGAGACAAGCUGUUAUGUUGCCAGAGGGAGAGGACCUCAAUGAAUGGAUUGCUGUUAACACUGUGGAUUUCUUCAACCAGAUCAACAUGCUGUAUGGAACUAUUACAGAAUUCUGCACUGAAGCAAGCUGUCCAGUCAUGUCUGCAGGUCCAAGAUACGAAUAUCAUUGGGCAGAUGGUACUAAUAUUAAAAAGCCAAUCAAGUGUUCUGCACCAAAAUACAUUGACUAUUUGAUGACUUGGGUUCAGGAUCAGCUUGAUGAUGAAACUCUCUUUCCUUCUAAGAUCGGUGUCCCAUUUCCCAAAAACUUUAUGUCUGUGGCAAAGACCAUUCUGAAGCGUCUGUUCCGGGUUUAUGCCCAUAUUUAUCACCAGCACUUUGAUUCUGUGAUGCAGCUGCAAGAGGAGGCCCACCUCAACACCUCCUUUAAGCACUUUAUUUUCUUUGUUCAGGAGUUUAAUCUGAUUGAUAGGCGUGAGUUGGCACCUCUUCAGGAAUUAAUUGAGAAGCUUGGAUCGAAAGACAGAUAAAUGUUUCUUCUAGAACACAGUUACCCUCUUGCUUCAUCUGCUAGAGCUAUCUCACUGCUAUUUGUUAUAGACUAGUGAUAACAGACUUUAAGAAAACAGGAUAAAAAGACACCUGUUGUUGGUGUCUACUGAUAAAAUUGUCCCAAAGGUAGAUUGGCCUGAUUCUUCAGUGAGAAAUUCAAAAGGCAGCCGACUGAGGCACUGUGUGACCACUCCUGUUAUUGUCAGUGUUAUACUUGGUUUUAAUAUGGGAUGACUAACAUGUAGUCUCUUAGUUUACUUAUUCUUUUACUGAAGAAAAUGAUUGAGUGCUUCAGGUUAUAGCAUAAUGGCUAUUGAGAAUUUCCACCAAUACUUUAUUAACAAGUUUCUAGAACCAAUUACCUAAUAACACAAUCAGAUCAGUUUUUAUUUACAAAUAGAAGAGGUAUUUUUAAGUUUCCUUAAGAUUUAGAGCAUUUGUGUGUUACUUUGGAUAACCUUUUAGUUUGAAGUUUGUAUGCUAGUGUUUUUAUAGAUAAGACUAUAUAUAUAUGUUUAUUUUUUCAGAAUACAUGAUUGUAGUUUAAAUCCUCAUAUGACCUAUGUGGUAUGGGAGUAACCAGAGUUAUUUCUAAAAUGACUUUAUUUUUUAAUCUUUAUUUGGGAUUUUAUUCACAUAAACCUAUCUAAAGUUUUAGGAGUAUGUAUAUCAGAAAUAAUUUUCUUAAGGCAUGAAAGGAUAGUCCUGUACAUUUUUAUUUUGAAAUGCUUCAUUCAGAUUAAUUUUAAUAGGUAGCUUUUGGCUAAGAAAGAAAACUCCAAAAAAUUAUGACAAAUUUAGGUCUCAGAACCACUAUUUUCAUUUAUGUUGUUUUUCAGAGCCCCUAAGAUCCUGGAGAGGAGAGUGGAAGAAAGUACUCAGAGUACUUUAUUUUCUUUUGAGUGUCCUUUAAAACAAAAAACAAGAAUUACUUCUAUGUGUUUUUAUUGUGACUUGAGACUUGGUUAAGGGUAGUGUCGAAAUGCCCAGGCUUUAAUCCCAACAAGGAUAAAACUUAAGGAAGACUGUAAUAAAAAACCUUGAAGGUGUACACAUUUUAUAACACAGCUUAAAGUUUGGUGUGCUACCGUGUGUGUGUGUGUGUGUGUGAACUAAAUGGGAGGAAUAAGUAAAAGAUCUUACUUCAUUCUGUUAGUAGUCAGAGGAUGGAUUGAGCCCCGAUAGGGGGUUUAAUCCUGUUUUAAUUGUUUUUGUAUCAAAACUUGAAAUUCUUCUACUUCUGUUGGGAUAAAAAAAAAAUCUUCCCCUUUAGUGAAAUAAAGGUCUAAUUUUCAUUAGGUUUCUAGGAUUUAUAAACUCCAGCUGCCUGUCAAGAAUGUACUGGGCACAAGUCUGCUGAAGACUUGACUGACCAGCAUUGCUUAAAGUCCAUUAGCACUCUGUGAUUUCAGAGCUGGGAUUUUUGCAGAGUGCUCACCAACUCCCUUGAUGGCUUUGAUAAAAGGUUAGAUUGGUUAGGUUUUUUGUUAUUUAUUUUUAUUAUUCCACUAAAGUAUAAAGAAAAAAAUUGCUUAGGAAUUCCAUUUUUAUAACUCCGUUUCAUAUCCAGAUAUACAGAAUUUUAAAGGAAACAAAACCUUUCAUCUAUUUUAUUUAGGCUGAAACCAUGUAUCUUUGUUUCAGGAGUUAAAAAACGGGAUAAUCCCUUAUGGAAAAAAAAAAAAGAAAAGCCCUCUGAAACAUUCCACAAUCUGUGUUUUAAGCUUAUCCAAAGGUCCCUGUCCGCAGUUCUGUGUGUUUGUGUUGAUCAUUUAUGAACAAGGAAGCAGGUUUCUAGAUGCCACCCAGAAUGUUAACUGCCUCUCAACUUUGGCUUUAAUUAAGUCUUCAAGGAAUGAAAUUCUGUUUCUCAACUAGGGUUGUCCUUUCCAUCAUUUCUCAUAUUUCACAUGAUUUUUAAAGGAGUUCUCACUUUUCUCCUAUUUAUUUUCAGUGAUAGAAAUCCUCCCUCUCUUCAUGACUGCAUCCCAGAACAAACCAAAGAUGGUCACAUGCUUAGACAUAAAUAAAAAAUUUGUUGGUAAUUUGAGACUCAGAAUGUCCUUUUUUAAAAUAAUAAACACAUUACCAGGUUCCCAGGCUAACCGGGCUUAACCAACAAUGCACCUAACCAUUAAAUUAACACUACUUGUUCACAUCUAAAGCCAGGGAGUAGAGAGCAGGAGAACUGGAGGAGGGGGGAGGGUGAGGCCCUCCUGACUGGGCUAGAGGGCCAGUCUUUGAGAAGAGUUGGAAGGAAUCCGUCUGUCUUGGAGUCUUCUCUCUUGUGAUUUAUCUUCCUGUGCCCGGGGUCUGCCUGUUCCACAACCCUCCCUGCCCUUCCCCCCCCCCCCCCCCCCGGAAUCAGAGGUCACCUCCUGUUAGGGUCUGGUUGCUGCUCCUCACCCCUGAGUACAGUCACGGGGUGGAGAGUGCUUGCUAAAUUACACAGGUAGUCCUAAGGUGCUUAAUUUCUGGGCCUUUAAAAAACUUAGAGAAUGAUGUGCAGAUUUUUGUUUAUUAAAACUUCUUCGUACUACCGUUUUUGUUUUGAUAGCCAAAUGUCUCCUUUAUUCUCCAGACUGUGAACAAAGUGAUUUUUAGAGGGCUGCCAGCUAACAAAUUUCAUCUUAGACUUGCAGAGCCCUAGCUUCUGUAAGCUGCUGCCUGCUUGAGAAAUGCAAAUCUGUAUUCAUCAAGGCUGUGAUAACACAGGGAAGGCUUUCCUAGUAGUGCAGAGGCAAGAGGAGCAAUCCGCUGGUGAUUUUAACUUUUGCAAACAUUUUUGAGGUUUUCCGAUUAUACCGUUGGCUUUCUCUUGGACCAGUGAGGUUAUACUAGAAGUGGAGCUUCUAAACAGAACACCAUUACCUCAUCAGCAUAAACAAAUCAGCCCUAAAGAGUCCAAGUCUUAGAAAUUUGUUCCUGAGCAGCAGCAGACCUGGUGCUGGUGUUACCUGCCUGGUACAGGAGGCUGAGAACCCUGGCCUGACAGAUGCUGGCCAAGACCCCGAGCACUGAGCCCCUUCACCAGGGACGUUCUCUCUGCCUGAAGUCAGUUCAGUAAGUGGAUUUGAUUUUUACUAUUGUAGAAUUCUGGCAAAGAGGGAAAAUAGUGGUCCCUCAGUCUUCCUGUGUGUUUGCAUUAGAUUUUGAUAUUUCAGACUAUAAAAGGCUUUGGGGGAUGAUAUUACAUGUGAUAGCAGUGACUUUAGUGAAGCAACUGCACUGAAAUUCACUUGGGUUUUCUCUCAUUCUCAGAUUCUAUUCCAAACAAGUAGUCUGUAAAUCCAAAUGGAUUACCAGUGUGCUGUAGGUUUUUUUAUAGAACAUUCUAUGUUUGGUCUACAUCAACAGUAGUUUGCAUAAGUUAGUCUUGGUUAUCUAAAAUAUUUUUAAAUGUUCUUUACAUGAGAAUUUAUGUUGUAUUUCUAAACCUUUAGGGGCUUUAUCUAUUUUUCUAAGUCAGUUAAUUGUACUUUUAAAGAAAGUAUUUUGUAUCUACUUUUGUAACUUCAUCAGAAUAAAAUAUAUUAAAAGAAA
Molecule: messenger RNA, 4423 nt
Organism: Callorhinus ursinus (northern fur seal)
Lineage: Eukaryota; Metazoa; Chordata; Mammalia; Carnivora; Otariidae
Gene: MOB1A
Product: MOB kinase activator 1A
Source: RefSeq, a predicted model, not a curated record